Passer domesticus (house sparrow) is the source of this 5912-nucleotide messenger RNA. It is a transcript of the gene FOXJ2, whose product is annotated as forkhead box J2. Gene Ontology annotation, cellular component: nucleus. Gene Ontology annotation, molecular function: DNA-binding transcription factor activity, RNA polymerase II-specific; RNA polymerase II cis-regulatory region sequence-specific DNA binding. NCBI's taxonomy places the organism in Eukaryota, Metazoa, Chordata, Aves, Passeriformes, Passeridae. Gene Ontology annotation, biological process: regulation of transcription by RNA polymerase II. The record is from RefSeq and is a predicted model, not a curated record. Bases 1664 to 3385 code for a protein of 573 amino acids. The transcript has 12 exons.
CCGGGGGAGGCGGAGCGGCGGCCGGGGAGGAGCCGGGGCCUGCAGUGGAGCCGCAGCCCGGAGCAGCAGCCGCGGGAGCGGCGGGGCCUGGAGAGAGUCAGCGCCGCCCGGGCCGGGCCUGUCGCACCGGAGCCCGGGGAGCCCCCGUGGACGAAGCCGCGGCCCGGCGGAAGGCGGCGGAGGCGCCGCGCAGGCCCGCGAGCCGCCGCGGCCUCCCGUGGUAGCCGAGCCCGGGCAGGAGGAGCUGGGGCCUGGGGGGAAGCCAGGGACAGCGGCCGGGGUGGGGGGACACCCCCUUAGCCUGCCGGGGUGGGGGAGAGACCCUGCCCGCCGCCCCCCGCCCCGUCCGCAGCCGCGUUAGGCAGCCCCGCGCCCGCUGUGAGGACACCCCAGCGCCCCCCCUGCCAGGCCCCUUCCCCGCAGCUGGUGAGGGAGCUUAACACUUGCCCCCUUCCCCACUAACGAGCCAAGGGUGUGCGGAGGCCCCCGGCACCCAGCCCUAGCAACUAUCUAGAAGCAGGUCUGCUCUUUCUCGCAGUGGAACAGAGCCUUCUGGAGCUCCCUCGAUACUUGUUACCGGGAGAGGGGUCCUCAGACCCAGUUCCUGAGGAGUGUGAGAAUAACCUUUACUGCCGGCUCCCUCCUGCUGCUGAGAGAAGUCUUCUCUCAAGCCCUUCCCCGGACCAGGUAGUAGUGGGUGUUUUUACAGAGGAAAUCCUGUAUGCCCAGGAGAGGCAGUUCCCAAGACAGAAAUAAGCAGGAGCUCCAGAUACUUACCUAGUAAUUUUAAUUAUUUACAUCUGCUCAGCAGGUGCUAGAGCAAAACAAGGGAGAGAAAGCAGAGAGAGAUUUAGCUAGUCUUUCCUUUUCCAGUUGCUGUUAACUGUAGAUAAAGGUAAUUUCCAAUACUGAUUUCAUCCUCCUUCAUCCCAAGGAAGAUCCCUCAUCCCCUAAUCCCAAGAGGGUUUUCUUCAAAUACCCAGUGCAAGGAGAGAAGACACACCUCCUAGUUACAGGGAGAGGAAAAGGCAGAUUUCACUGAUAAUAUCCACGGAGAUAGCAAGAAUUGGUUUAGAGAAAGGGAUUUUUUUCCCCUUACGGCAAGACGUACCUAGAGAAGAGAGAUUUCUAGGUAGGCAGGUUGGGGAAAUAGAUUUCUGAAAUAAUCUGACCAUCAGUGAAAAGGCUGUUUCCCGGGGAACACCCCUUUAGUAGUUAGCUGCCUGACGGGAGAGAGGAUCUCCAUCCCGGGAUAAAACCAGCAGUUUUAGGGGACUGACAACCCCCAAGCAGAUUGUUUUAGUACCCAACAUCCUGAUUUCAUCCACAAUCCUUUCGCCCUCGAAAUAUUUUUUGAAGAAGCCCUUGGAAUAGCUGACAGCAGCGGUCUGAGUAUGGGUCUCAGAGAAGCAGUGUGAAGGGCAGCACCCCAACAACCAGCACUGAAGAUAAUCCACCUCCCUCCAGAAAAUCUUCCAGACAGACAUACUCAAAGACAGUACCAUUUGAUCUUCUGGAAAGACUAGUUUAAGAAAUGGAAGGUGUUGAAUUUGCAUGCCUUCAAGCCAUGAUUCUUCUCUUUAUGCAAAGAGCAGUGAAAGUUGUGGCCUUGGAAAUUUAGCUACCUCAGUCCAGACUUCAAGGGAUUGCUCCCAGUAUAGUAAUGCAGCCAGUUGUGAGUAGGAAUGACGAACUUUCUGCUGCCUUGUCUACUGCAACAGACUACAGAAAACUUAAUAUUCCUGCUUCCAGCACUAUGGCCUCUGACCUGGAAAGCAGCCUCACUUCCAUAGACUGGCUCCCACAGCUUACUUUAAGGGCUACUAUUGAAAAAUUAGGGGGUUCCUCACAAGCAGGACCUCCAGGGUCUGCCCGAAAGUGUCCCCCAGGCUCACCAACAGAUCCCAAUGCCACACUGAGCAAGGAUGAGGCAGCAGUGCACCAAGAUGGGAAGCCACGUUACAGCUAUGCCACUUUGAUCACAUAUGCCAUCAACUCCUCACCUGCCAAGAAGAUGACGCUUAGUGAGAUCUACCGUUGGAUCUGCGACAACUUUCCCUACUACAAAAAUGCUGGUAUUGGUUGGAAGAACUCUAUUCGUCAUAACCUCUCUCUGAAUAAAUGUUUUCGAAAGGUGCCUCGACCAAGAGAUGAUCCUGGGAAGGGCUCUUACUGGACAAUAGAUACAUGUCCAGAUAUAUCUCGCAAGAGAAGGCACCCUCCAGAUGAUGAUAUACCACAAGACUCCCCAGAGCAAGAGGCAAGUAAAAGCCCUCGAGGGGCUGUUCCAGUCAGCACAGAAGCCUCUUUGCCACCUGAGGCUACCCCUCAGAUGUCAAUCCAGAGCACCACCCCCAUUGCUAACUACAGUCAGCAGGGUACAGGGCCUGUGGAUGUUGCCUCUACUGUAGCAGGGGGGCAGGGCCGUGAAGGGGCCGAUGUGCCACCUCCACUGUACAGUGCCAACCAUGACUUCAAGUUCUCCUACUCUGAGAUCAACUUCCAGGAUCUUAGCUGGUCCUUCCGAAAUCUCUACAAAUCCAUGCUGGAGAAAUCAUCUUCCUCUCAGCACGGUUUCUCUUCACUCCUUGGUGACAUGCAGCCCUCCAACCACAAUUACUACAUGUACCAGCAGCAACAGCAGCAAGGCCCCUCCUCAGUAGGUGCUGCUCCCCCACUCCACACUCCAACCCCAGAGGGUUGCCCAUCCCAAGGAGGAAAGCAGCAGGGUGGUGAAGGUUAUGGCCCCCCACCAGUGAUGUCCAUGCACCCGCCCCCAAUGCAGCAUGGAGGUUACCACCAGCAUCAACAACAUCACCCACACUCCCACCCACAGCAGCAGCCACACCAGCAGCAGCAGCAGUCACAGGCUUCAAUCAACAACGCUGGCUUUGCGUUUCCCCCUGAUUGGUGCUCCAACAUUGAUUCCCUAAAGGAAAGUUUCAAGAUGGUAAACCGGCUGAACUGGUCUAGCAUUGAGCACUCCCAAUUCUCAGAGCUCAUGGAGAGUUUGCGCCAGGCUGAGCGGAAGAACUGGACGCUGGAUCAACACCAUAUUGCCAACCUCUGUGACUCCCUUAAUCACUUCCUUACCCAGACUGGUCAGCUCCCUCAUCUGGUUGGCCCACAGCAACCCCCUCGAAUCUCUGAUUCUUGUGCCCUGAACAGUGGCAAACAGGAGCAGUCCAUGAACCAAGUGAACUCCUAUGGUCAGCCCCAGCCUCCCCAUCUCUUCUCCGGGCCAUCUCCUAUGUACCAGAUUUCUACCCAGGACUCUCCAGGAUACAAUCGCCCAGCUCAUCACCUGGUCCCUCGGCCUCCAGGGCCUCCUCCAGGCGCCAAUGAGGAAAUCCCCGAUGAUUUUGACUGGGACUUAAUCACCUAGCGAGUUACAGACUUGAUAGCCCGUCCUUUAUGAAGGACGUGGGAGGGGAGGGGGACAUGGGGUCAACGGUGUCAGCACCACCCUCCCCAGCCUCCCUGCCUUGCCUGUAUAUAGAUAUAUAUUCUCUAUCUCCGCCAGAGAAGCCACCGCAAGAUGCUGCCGAAGAUAAUCCUUCCUUGCGUCCUGUUUUAUCUUCUUUUCUUCUUUUGUUUAUUAUUAUUAUUGUUAUUAUUAUUAUUACCAAUAAUUGAACACAGCCCUCCCCCUCCUCCGGUGGCCUCAGACACAUCGGAUCGGCUCUUUCGUGUUGCGCAGUGCCCUGUGGAGGGUGGGAAGAUGGGUCCUUGGUGCCAUGAAAAGACCUUGGAAGGCUGAAUCCUCGAGUGCAUCUUUCUCUGCCUCUGUUAUUUUGCGUUUAACAAUCCCUCUUUCCCUUCAAGGUGGCCGGUGAAUCUGUCGUAUUGGCUACUGGAGUGAGAGAGCCUAGUGGACCCUGGGAGCCUGUAGUUAUGUUGUUUCGUAAAUGUUGUAAAGGUCAGGGGGCUGAAGGGACACUGGAGGGGUGAUCUUAGCUCUGUGAACUUUGUUGCACCAGCAGGAACAGCUAGAAACUAAGUGGUGUUCCCAAGUACAAAGAGAGGGUAAUCCCUGAGGUAGGGAGAGUUGAGCUGAGCUGGGAGGGCAGACCUGAGUUUGGAGAAAGGAGAAUGUAGUAGAUAUGGUAUUUCAGCAGAGAAGUUGGGUUUCAGAAUGUGGUGCCAUCUGUGAAGACUGAGAGAUUUUGAGGGAUCCUGACCCAUUUCCUACACUGCCUUUUGCAGUCUCUAGGUGAAGCCUAUAUACCCAUCAGGUAGAAGAAGCAGUCAGGGGUGUCACAUGUGAUUCAGCAAAUUCUGUUCCCCAGAGCUUUUCAUUUCACCCCACACCCCUUCAAGCCCUUUUUCAAAAUAUGUAGUGAGGCUCUCCCUUUUAUAUGCAAAUUUGGAAGUUUUCUCUCAUCAGUAUUUGUCCAAUUGUUAUUUGGUCCUUCACCCCUCAUAUUUCUUUGGAGGCUGUCCUUGCCUGUGGUUGAGAGUGCCAGCAACAGGAGUCUGGCUGUGUAGGUGUACAUCCCCUGUCAGUGGUUCCCACUUGGUGAAUGGGCUUGUGAUGGGCAGAGUGGGGCUGGAGUCACUGGUCAAGGGCUGAGCCCUCUGGUCAGGGAUCGAGAGGCCCUUGCAAGCAGUUAUUGUAAGAGGGGCAUUAGGGGAGAGAGGGUGAAGCAGGGCAGGGUUUUGAACUGACCAACCAAAGAGUGUAGUAUGAAAGGGAGGAGGGUGUCUCAGACCCCUUGCAGUUCAGGUGGGGAGAUGAAUUAACCUAGUGUAAAUCCUGAAGGAUGAGCUUUGUCAGCACAUGCAAAUCAGGAAGGUCGGAAAGGUGCAGGAACGGGAGUGAGCAUUUAGAUGCUUCCUCCCCAAAGUUGUCCUGUGUUCCCCUUCUUUUCUCAUAUGGCUCCAUUCUGUCAAACCUCUUGUUUCUUCUUAUUUUGUAAAGCCUCCCCCAGCCCUACUCCCUAAUUACCAGUGAAGGGAACAAAUGUGGAAAUAGACUAUCAUGGCUGCUUGACAGACCUGGAGCACAGGAGUAAAAUAAUAACCUCUAGUCUGACUGCAGGAAGGUGGGGAACUAGCACUGCUUUUUAAAUUUGCUGUAGGGAUAAACCAGUUGAAAAUUGGAUUGUUGUCAGGGAAGUGGACAGAGUCUCAUUGCAUUGGAAGGGGGGAACAGCACUUUUUUUCCCUUUUUUUUUUCUUUUUUUGUUGGAUUUUUGGGGGGGUUUUUUUGUUUGUUUUUUUGGGUUUUUUUUGGUUUUGUUUUGUUUUAAGUGUGUGUUUGGGGGGGAGUUAGUCAUUGAGCAUUUCCGAGAGAAAUGAGGAAUCCCAGACAGCUUCAACAUGGAGUCAGCUGUUAUCUCUGCUGCCUCAGGAUGGGAAUGAUACAGCUUUGGAAGCAUGUGUGAUAAGUUUCUGUGGAAAGUGGCACCGGAGACAAUGAGAGACAAUUUACGGCAGGUGCCCCAGUUAGUGUUUUGCAGUGGACAUUACUGAGAGCCGGCCCUGUGGAAGUCUGAAAACACCACCGGAAGAAAAACAAACCAAGAUGGCUCCUUCUGCGUAUCCAAGUGCUCCUCAUUUGCAUAUUUGCCUCAUUUGCGUAUUAAGUUGUGCCUCAUUUGCAUAUGUAAAUACAUGCCGGUCAGUGUGCAAAUUAGCCUCGUUCCUCUGCCCCUGAAAUCAAUGUGUGUUGUUAGUGCGUGGUAAGACAUCGAUGGGAGGCUGUGGAGCUCUGCGGGUGAGCUGGCACCAGCCUGCAGGCAGGGCAGGGGGGCCAGCCUAGCCCACAGAGGGGUCUUGCAGGCCCCUCCAGCCUGAUGUGGCCCCCAAUGCUUCGUGUCAGUGGUCAGGGAGAGAGGGGCGUGGUCUCACGAGUUUAUUUUUGUGCAUGCUUUCUUAAUAAAAAGAAAAAGUGAAUGUUUAUGGUUUAA